Molecule: messenger RNA, 1598 nt
Organism: Daphnia pulicaria
Lineage: Eukaryota; Metazoa; Arthropoda; Branchiopoda; Diplostraca; Daphniidae
Product: carbohydrate sulfotransferase 11-like
Exons: 2
Coding region: 439-1488 (349 amino acids)
Biological process (GO): carbohydrate biosynthetic process
Cellular component (GO): membrane
Molecular function (GO): sulfotransferase activity
Source: RefSeq, a predicted model, not a curated record
GGCGAACAUGGGAUCAGCGCAGGACCACCAGUUGACUCAAAUUCUAAUUGUGUUCAUUUGUGCUGCUUGAAAAAACACAGUGCUUCACCAUUUUCAAACGUGGGUAUGAAUCUAUUAAGUUUAUACGAGAUCCCCCUCGCAACGUGGAGAACGAAAUGUGCCAUUUUGAUGGUGACCUGCUGCAUCGCUGGGCAGGUCCGUUUCCAUUCGAUUUGAUCUUGCACACGUUUUAGCAGCUGUUUGUCCUGCAACGCAUAUAUUUAAGAGUUCAUCGGCUUCAUCGCUUCAGGGAUAACUUGUUCUUUUUACUUUUCUUUCAUUGUUUGGCUUCUUGCAGCUGUCUGGUCAUUGGCAAGACGGACAUUUCGAGAGUCGAGUUGUUGUUGACCAGCCGAUGUUCCGCUUGGCAGUUCAACAGCAUUUGCACAACAACACACAAUGAAAUACCACAUGCUGUCGAGGUUGGCGGAUGUAGGCCUAUCGGCAUUUUGUUUUCGUCAAAUUGUUUUCUGUUGCUUUUUGUGCUCAGUGUUCAUCGUGUUGUUACUCAACCGGCCCAGCAGUUUGAACGAUGACGUGUCGACAGAUUUGCCGCCCAGCAGGACCACGACGGCAUUGGUUGAUGCAAAAAUCCAGCAAUUGGAGAGGCAGAAAUUGUUACACGAGAAAUGCCGAGACUUGAAAAAAUUGACAAAGGCCAACCGUCAACGGCGAAAAGUGGGGGCCACUCAAGUCAGGUUAAUCAUUGAGGAUCGACACCGGGUCGUGUACUGCGAUGUUCCUAAAGUGGCCAGCACGAAUUUGAAGCGACUCAUGAUGAUUCUUUCGGGAAAGGUGGAGGCGGACGACUUGUCGUCCAUUUCGCAAUCGGCCAUCCACGCUCGCGUCCACGAAAAGAAAGAAAUCCGAGAGUUGUACGCCAAAAAUUCGAACGACACGGUCAAGAAAGGACUGGGCGACUAUACCCAAUUCAUUUUCGUCCGCCAUCCGUUCGAAAGGCUCGUCUCGGCCUACCGGGACAGACUCGUGAACAAUGAAAUCUACCAGAAAACCAUCGGCAGGGAAAUCGUCCUCAAAUAUCGUCAAAAUCCCAAUCAGCUUUCACUGGAAAUGGGACACGACGUGACUUUUCCCGAAUUCGUCAGAUUCGUCGUCGACGAGUGGAGAGACGCCAAGAGACACUUGGACGUUCAUUGGCGGCCCGUCGUCGACCUUUGCCAUCCGUGUGACAUGCAGUUCCAUUUCAUCGGGAAAUUUGAAACGUUGAACCAAGACGUCGAUUUACUGCUAGGCAAAUUGAACGAAACUAAUCUGAGUCGACUCUUUGCGGGACAGCCGACUAAGCCGAAAACGACGUCGUCUCUGUGGAAGGAAUCGAUGAAGCAAAUCAGCUUCCAACAGCUGACUGACCUCAACCGAAUGUUUGCCGACGAUUUCCGGUUGUUCGGAUACCCGCACUAUUACACCAAAAGAAAAUCGCUUCGAUAAAUCUUCAUUCAAUAUCUUUGUUUUCUAUUGAUUUGUCUGCUAUGAGAAAUAUAAUCUAACCCCGACUGUGUAUCAUCUAAUAUCGCACUAUAGUAAUACAAAAAAGAAAA